CAUAGGCUGAAAUAUGAAAAAAUGCUGUUGUAAACUCUGAAGUUUUACUUUAAAGUAGAUUCAGCCUCUCUGAUCACCAUUUUUGACUGCUCUGUUCUGUAGGUUACUAUGUGGUCACUUGAAUUUGUUAGAGAGACCUACAUUUGCAUAUUGUGAAUUAUUAAAGGAGAGGUGUAUGAUUUCUGUGCAGGAGGGCACAUAAGCAAAAUGGAGGGAGUUCUCCUGUCCUCCUUUGAUGUCAGGCAUCCUCUUCCUUGUGACCUACAGUAUCUGUUGACAUAUCUGAUGUGCUCUAUUAUCAGCAGCUCAGCUGUGCUUCACUGCAUGCAUCCCUUUUGACAGACUGUGCUUCUCAAAUAAAGCACCUAUAUGUACAGCAUGACAUUAUCCAAAUUAUCUUUGUUUGUCUGUACUGGAAAAAGAGGGGUUGAUUAAUGGUGCUAUAGGCAACUUGUAAUCCAGGACACAGGCCUAAAGUUAGUCCAGUCCAUUUGCCUGCUGAUACCAUCAGUGAUGCCUUGGACAUAUGAUGUGGACAGGUACUUAAUGUAAUGUGAUGCAUUCGCUCAUCUUGCACCCAGUGCAGCCUGAUGGAUCACCUGCCACAGAAAGAAAUCAGCCCAGACUGUUGUGGUACUAACAUGCAGCCUGGAUCCUGUGCAUUAAUUGAAGCCAGUCCAGCUUUACCGCCUCAGCUUGCAGUCAAGGAACCACUUCUUAUCAGCCCAUCAGAUGACCUAAAGAAACAGUGUGGAUUGAGUCCCGUGCAGGUGCCUACAAAAGUGACAGAUCAAAAGCAGUCAGGGCAUGCAAAGACUUCAUCCAUUCCUCUCGCAAGCAUAAGCCGGCCCAGACCAACUGCUCUUGGAAUGAAAGCUGCCCCAAAGACCGGAAUUCCAGUGGAGUCCUCCAAGGAAUUAGAUUUAAUCCCUGUUUGCAUUCCAGGACCCACAAGUGCAAAUGCCCAGCAACGUUCCCAGUCAGACUCCUCAUUCCCUGUCCACAGUCCCCAGAGCCCCCACAGCCCUCAGGCUUACCUGAUCCCCUCUCCCAGCCUGCCUCUGCCCAAACCCAAUCCUAACCUGCCCACCAGUGUCAGCUCCAAAGCUAGCCUCAGUCCUCAGUCACAGAGGACCCUUUCACCUGGAAGCUCAACACAGAGCCAGGCUCAGUCUGAGAGGCCUGGAGAGGAGAACAAAGACUUCAGGGUGUACAUUGUCACAUGGAACGUGGGAUCAGCUGUCCCACCAGAUGACAUCACAUCUCUGUUUGGACCAAAUGUUUCAGAUGGGAACAUUGACAUGUUCAUCAUCGGACUCCAGGAGGUCAACUCUAUGAUAAACAAGAGGCUGAAGGAUGUCCUUUUUUCAGACCAGUGGAGUGAGCUUUGCAUGGACACACUCAGUCCCUUUGGAUAUGUUUUGGUAGCAUCCCAGCGAAUGCAGGGUGUGCUGCUGCUGGUUUUCUCUAAAUUCUUCCAUCUUCCAUUUCUCAGAGGUGUGCAGACACAGAGUACACGCACAGGACUCGGGGGAUAUUGGGGGAAUAAAGGUGGUGUUAGCGCGAGGAUGACAGUGUUUGGCCACCCAGUGUGCUUUCUCAACUGUCACUUGCCAGCUCAUAUGAGAAACCUGGAGCAGCGGAUGGAGGACUUUGAAAGCAUCCUCCAGCAGCAGCAGUUUGAAGGGGGGACUGCUACUGGUGUACUAGACCAUGAUGUUGUGUUUUGGUUUGGGGAUUUAAAUUUCCGAAUUGAGGAUUAUGACAUCCACGUGGUAAAAUGCGCCAUUGACAGCAAUAAGCUGCCUCUUCUGUGGGAGCGGGAUCAGCUCAACAUGGCUAAAAACACAGAGUCCAUCCUGGAGGGCUUCAUGGAGGGACAGCUCAACUUCCCACCUACUUAUAAGUUUGAUGUGGGCACUCACACAUAUGACACCAGUGCAAAGAAGAGGAAACCUGCCUGGACAGACCGCAUCCUCUGGCGCCUUCGUCGCACUGGUUCCCCAGUUCCUACCCACAAUGCAGCACUGCAGCGGGGUCUGACCUCAUGGUUAGGUGGAGCAACUAAAGUGACACAGCAUGUGUACAGAAGUCACAUGGGCUUCACCAUCAGUGACCACAAACCGGUUUCUGCACUGUUUUCACUGGAUUUCCCCUUCAGGGUGGAAAUGCCUCUCGUGGAGCUGCAUGUGAACAAGGAGUGGUGCAAAGUCUCAGAUGCGACAGUGAGAUUUACUGUUGCAUCAACAUAUCAACGCAGCUCAUGGGACUGGGUUGCCAUUUACAAGGUGGGAUUCAGGCAUCACAAAGAUUACCAGGCAUAUGUAUGGGCAAAAGGAGAACAUGCAACACAGGUGACAUUCUCAGAGGAGGAUUUACCGAGAGACGAUUGUAAAUACAUCCUAGGUUACUACAGUAAUAAUAUAAACAGCAUUGUUGGAUUAUCAUCACCAAUUCAGAUCAAGGUACCAGCUCACAGCCCUACUGUGUGCCGCUCUGACAGCUCUGAUGUCAGCUCAGAAGAUGACAGCACUCUGGUUCUGCUGGCUCCCAGCUCCCGCAGCCCGAGCCCUAAAAUAGGCAAACGCCACCAUCGUCACCGUCGCAGUCGCAGCCCCGCUGUUCCAGCUCUUUCCACCAACCCCAUCCCCUCCCUGCAGGGCCUUAGCCUCUGUCCUCGCUCCAAAGAGAGCCCCGCACAAAGCCGCUCACCCUGCUCAGCUUCUAAGAAGGAGCGACUUGUCUCCCCUGACACUAUGCCAUCUCCCAUCAGCCCCCUCAGUCCUCGCAGCCCGGUGUCUCCAGGUAGUGGAGUAACAGCUCCGGAGGCCCUGAUUGUAGCAAUUUUAGGUGAACACAGUCCAGCUCAGGUUAGCCCUACAGGGGUCAAACACAUAGGGAAGCCAGAGGAAACAAACACAGUGAAGAAUGUAAAGAGUUAAAAUGAGGUACUGCGCAAUUGGAACAAUGGCAAUAUCCAUGCAUUCAGGAUAUGAUCUGACCCACAUUGUUACUGUGCUCAUAGAAGCAACAUGUGUAAUGACUCUUAUGUAGUUUGCAAACAUUCCACAUUGUAGCCCUAUCUACAUCAUCUCAUGCACUACUGUACUGUUUGUGUAUCUCAGAGUCAAGAAUGUGGCCAGACUCUUGAAGUGCUUUUAUAGACAGACUCAGAAACUCUAUCAUAAGUAAACAAACACAUUCAAUGUGAAACCAAAGUCUGAGUAAACCAGUGGUGGAUACAAUCUCUCAUUAUUGACAGCAAUAUGGAUCCAUGUAAACACUCUUGUUUCAAAAUAAGGACUCUUGAUGAUAAGUAUUGAUGGUAUUAUAGUUCACAACUGAGAGAGGACAUGUUUGUGUGUGUGUGUGUGUGUUGGGGGGGGGGGGGGGGGGGGGGGGUUUGUUUAAGCCUGUAUGUUAAAACAUAAAUCAAAUGUGUGAAAUAUACAUUUUGAACCUGAUGUUUCUAACUAUAAGACUUGGUCUGUAUUCAAAAGAUUCAUUUUAAGUAUCCAAGACCGGAGACUAAACAUUAGAUUAACUCAGUGUUAAAAAUUAUACAUGACCCUGUGAAUUUGAACAGUAAUCCGAAAACAAUGUUCUUAUUCUUCUUAGCUGCUUUGUGAAUACAGCCCCAGUGAGUGGAUUCUAACAUUGCUGUUGUGCCUCAAGGACACUGUUGUUUUUGUGGGAGUGCAAAUAAAAUGAAAACAUAUAACUGAAUCAACUAAUGUUGUUUAUUGAAUAAUUUAUGUAAAAGAAAUACUUAAUUUGUGCGUUUUCACAGAUGUGUUUACCAAGGUAAUAUCACACUUCAGACUUUUAAUAGAUAAAAGAAAAACCACUACCUGCAGCAAUGCUUAAACUCCAAUACCUUGACUCUGACCCCAGCCUCUUGAUGUAAAGUGGCCAAAGAAAAAAUUAAAAAUUAUGUAAUUAAUAAUUCUCCUGACAACUAAUAUCUUUUCAGGUAAUUCAGUUCAAUUC
Melanotaenia boesemani (Boeseman's rainbowfish) is the source of this 3990-nucleotide messenger RNA. It is a transcript of the gene inpp5ja, whose product is annotated as inositol polyphosphate 5-phosphatase K. Gene Ontology annotation, cellular component: ruffle; cytoplasm; plasma membrane. Gene Ontology annotation, molecular function: phosphatidylinositol-3,4,5-trisphosphate 5-phosphatase activity; phosphatidylinositol-4,5-bisphosphate 5-phosphatase activity. Lineage: Eukaryota; Metazoa; Chordata; Actinopteri; Atheriniformes; Melanotaeniidae. The record is from RefSeq and is a predicted model, not a curated record. The coding region runs from base 591 to 2942 and encodes 783 amino acids. Gene Ontology annotation, biological process: phosphatidylinositol dephosphorylation; negative regulation of peptidyl-serine phosphorylation. The transcript has 13 exons.